Molecule: messenger RNA, 3839 nt
Organism: Ictidomys tridecemlineatus (thirteen-lined ground squirrel)
Lineage: Eukaryota; Metazoa; Chordata; Mammalia; Rodentia; Sciuridae
Gene: Mlnr
Product: motilin receptor
Biological process (GO): G protein-coupled receptor signaling pathway
Cellular component (GO): plasma membrane
Molecular function (GO): G protein-coupled peptide receptor activity
Source: RefSeq, a predicted model, not a curated record
CGGCAGCGCUGGCCCCGAGGGCGCGCGGGAGCCGCCUUGGGCCUCGCUGCCGCCGUGCGACGAGCGCCGCUGCUCCACUUUCCCCCUGAGGACGCUGGUGCCGGUGACCGUCGUGUGCCUGGGCCUGUUCGCCGUCGGGGUGAGCGGGAACGUGGUGACCGUGCUGCUGAUCGGGCGCUACCGGGACAUGCGGACCACCACCAACUUGUACCUGGGCAGCAUGGCCGUGUCCGACCUGCUCAUCCUUCUCGGGCUCCCCUUCGACCUGUACCGCCUCUGGCGCUCCCGGCCCUGGGUGUUCGGGUCGCUGCUCUGCCGCCUGUCCCUGUACCUGGGCGAGGGCUGCACCUACGCCACUCUGCUGCACAUGACAGCCCUCAGCGUCGAGCGCUACCUGGCCAUCUGCCGUCCGCUGCGUGCCCGCGUCCUCAUCACCCGGCGCCGCGUCCGCGCGCUCAUCGGUGCUCUCUGGGCGGUGGCCCUGCUCUCCGCCGGACCCUUCUUUUUUCUGGUGGACGUCGAGCAGGACCCCAGCAUCUACCCGAUCGUGGACCUUAACGGCACUGAGCAACACACCUUCUUGUCCAGCGUGCCGCCGCCCCUCUUGCCUUCGCGGGCGCCACUGUCGUCCCCGCUCUCUGGACCUGAGGCUGCAGCGGCCGCGGCGCUGUUCAGCCGCGAGUGCAGGCCAAGCCGCGCACGGUUGGGUACAUUGCGGGUCAUGCUGUGGGUUACCACUGCCUACUUCUUCCUGCCCUUCCUGUGCCUCAGUGUCCUCUACGGGCUCAUCGGGCGAGAGCUGUGGAAGAACCGAGAUCCCCUGCAAGGUCCUGCCGCCCUGGGGCGGGAGAGGAGCCACCGGCAGACAGUCCGCGUCCUGCUGGUGGUGGUUUUGGCAUUUGUAGCUUGCUGGUUGCCUUUCCACGUUGGCAGAAUCAUUUACAUAAACACCAAAGAUUCCCGGAUGAUGUACUUCUCUCAGUACUUCAACAUUGUCGCUCUGCAACUAUUCUAUCUGAGUGCAUCCAUCAACCCAAUCCUCUACAACCUCAUUUCCAAGAAGUACAGAGCAGCCGCCCGUAAACUGCUGCUUGCAAAACGGUCCAAACCAAGAGGUUUCUGCAGAAGCAAGGACACUGGGGGGGACCCUGGGGGAGACACUGGAGUUACAGUUGGCUACACAGAGACCAGUGCUAACACAAAGACAAUGGCCUAACCAGCACAGCUGAGCCAAUUACAAGACUUUGGAGACAACAGGUCUGUAGAGAAAUAAAGAUAGAAAGUGGGGUAUGAAUGCUGUUUAAGAAUGAGAGUUGUUGAAAUUUUGCAAGUUGGUUAGAAAUUGUUGGCAUGAUUUUUUUUAAAUCAAAGUAUAAAAUGUAUCUGUACCAGUUAUUACAGGUUCCCUUUCAUAUAUCUGUAUUCACUUUAGCAUCAUGAAAUCCCACAUCUAUAGUGUGUCUGGAAGAGGUUUUCUAAGUCUUCAUUCAUUCUACUCUGGGAAUAAGAUCAAUCAUUUUAUAGUUAAGUGAUAGAGCAAUGCUGCCUAAAAAUUGUCACCUCUGAGAUCAGGGGUGUAUUUGUUCUGUUUGGGAUAUAAAUAUACAUAUACAAGGAAACAGGAUGAUGAGUUUGGAUCCAAGAAUUAUUUAAUACCUAUAUAUGGUAUAUUUAAUACCUAUAUAUGGCCAUAUGUACCAUAUAUGGCUUUGUGAAAAACUUUUAAAAGUAAGAAUUUCAGGUAGACUCCAAUGUUCAGGAGUCCCACCUCUCAACAGACUGGGAGCAAAAAAAAGUUUUGGCUAAAUGUGCUCUUUGAAAACUGCUAUGAAUAAAACCAGUGCAACCCACUUUUCCCUGGAACUGCCUAUGGGGUUGUACUAAUGCCACUGGCCUUGAAGUAGCAAAGUUGGGCACAGAGACAAGAGGACAGAGAGCUUGGCCUUCUGAGAUGACUACUGAUGAGCUUUGAAAAGAACUUUAAUCUACCUUCCUUUGCCUCAGCCUAUUUGGAUGAGAAUUGUCAUCAUCCCUGUUUUACUAGUGACAGAACUGACUCUCUAGGAUGGCUUGAGUCUGAAUCCAGACUUUAAAAUACUCACCCACCCUCAAUGAGAUUGUAAUUGUUGAAAAAACAUACAGGUUGCUUUGUGAAAGAGAAUGCAUUGGACAUUCUAACGAACAAUUCUGAAACUUUGAUUUUUUUACAGUUUAAAACAUAAAUGUUCCCAGCAGCUCUGGAGGAUGAGGCAGGAAGAUCACAAAUUCAAAGCUAGCUUUAGCAAUUUAGCAAGGCCCUAAGCAACUCAACGAGACCCUAUCUCUAAAUAAAAUAUUAAAAAGGGACUCAUGUGGCUCAGUGGUAAAGUGCCCCUGGGUUCAAUUCCCAGUACCUAAAUAAAUGUGUUUUCAGAAGGCUGUUGCUGUUUCACACAGACAGGGCCUCAUCAGCCUCAGUCUGUAUAAAUGGCGCCCCUGUAAGUGGGCAAAGCCUGACUUGCUCAAUUGUACUUGGGUUCCUUUUGGGGUUGAUAAAGUUCAUCCCUAAGUUACAGUAGAUUGUUGAUACUUAUUACGGAUUUUUAUUGAGAUGUUCAUGAACCUUCAAAUCCACAAAUAUCAAAAGAGUGUCGAAUGCUGUAAAAUAGAACUUCAUCAGUUAUAGUGACAAACAGAAGUAAGGUCUCAAUGGGAUUCAGAAGCUGGAGAGUUAGCUCAGUUUACUCGCUAACUUGAGGACUUUGCUUCACAGCUCACAGUUUGGGCAGCCUCCAUUUCUAAAUUGCUUCAGGUCCCACAAAUCAUUAUGGUCUGUUUUGAAUAGUUACAACUAAAAAUGAUGAAUACAUAACAACCAGGGUCUUCUUGACAGGCUGACAAAGUUCUGUUGCUUUUUUGUUUUAUUAGCCAAACACAAGUUCAGCAUCUUGACUCCCUGGCCUGUCCUCAAUGUGUGCAGGAGUGAAGCCUCUUCCCUGCCUUUGAUCCCUGCUAGUGAGGAAGCAGCCCCUCCACCAACACUCCCCAAGUGACAGUGUGACCUAAUGAUUCAAAGACUGAUUUCUUCAUUUAUUUUAUUUGUAUUUUUUAGUUGUAAAUGGAUGGACAAUAUCUUUUUAUGUAUUUAUUUUUAUGUGGUGCUGAGGAUGAAACCCAGUGCCUCAUAUAUGUGAGGUAAGCACUCUACCACUUAGCUACAGCCCCAGCCCUUCUUCACUUAUUUUAUCACAGAGCCAACUCCCCACCUUCCUUUCCAGGAACACCUGUUGAAACCUCACAGAAUGAGGCACAGUGUUGGGGGACCAGGCUUGGAUUUGGGGAUCUCCUGGCAGAGAGCCAGCCUGUGCUGCUACCACUGUCCGCAUGAUAGCCCUGAGUCAGGAUGAGCUGGAGCUCUCUGCUCACAGGAAUCCCUCUCUGGAGCAGUCAAAAGCGGACUUUUCCCCAGGAGAGAUCACAAUGAAGAACCUUAAAGAUAAUCAAAAAAUAUUGUAGAUACAGAAGCAAAGACUUUUCCUUUGAGCUUUCUUGUUCAAGUUCUAGAAAGCAGCGAUUUAUACCACAGUCUUCUGAGACCUAAGUAUAUUCCCAGGUAUGGGUAUGGGGAGGAUCACCCUGACCUGCACUGCACAGUCCCUGUCCAGGAGAACUGGAAGCCUAUCUUUCCUGCAGGGUCCCUGUCUGGUCUCAACUUGUUCAUGAAAUUUGAAAUCAUUUGUAAUGGUCGCUUUUUCUGCAAAACAACAGAGUGAAUAAGAACAGAAUAGAAAAAUAUCAAUGCAUCACAUGUUGGUUGGUUUCUUUCCUGGUUCACAAAAUAAAACAUAUCUUUACUGUAA